GGGAGAUAUCUUUUGAUGGAUUAAAUGAACCACUUCCAUCUCCAUCUCGCACAUGAUCGCAGCCAUAUAAAUCCCAACAGCUGAUCAACAGACUUCAGAAAGCCCAAGACCUUCACAGAGUUCAGCACGGAGAGAGAGCGAAAGAGGGAAAAGCCAGAGCAAGCUGAGAGGCAGCGUUUUCAUCUGAGUGACUUUUCCGCCAUCCUUUAUACAAUGAGUGGUACAUAUUUACGUGGGAACUGUCAAAUACUCCAUUAAUAAAGGGACGCUCUGUGAAGUUUAAAACGAGCCAAAUCCUGGGAGCAAUUACCAGCCUCUUUUCGAGGGUCGAUCUGUGAGGAGACUGAGUACAGCUGCACGAGGAAGAGAGAGCGAGGAGAAGAGCGAAGGAACGGAUCUCUCACUGUCUCGCAGCGGGGGUGCUGUCCAGUGCUGAAGCCUGCCUGCCUGCCUAUACAUGCACGCAGCACUGAAAGGGAGCUAUCCAGUGCUGAAGUUACAUUUCUUACCAGCGGAACACGGCGCUGUCGCACGUAAACCAGCAGCUCAACAAGGACUAGCAGCGUGAGAAUUCGGAAGGGGUCCCAGGCUUUUCGCCCUGUGCUGGCAUCUGAUCACACACAAAUCAGCGUGCUGAAGAGCGAUUCCGCCCGUCUAUACAGCUAGCCCCUUUUCAGCCCGCCUUGCAUGAGUAGUGACCCAUUGAACCACCGGACGAGUGUUGUUUUGUGCAGAGUAGAACCAUGCCAAGAUCUUUUCUGGUCAAAAAGGUUAAGCUCGAUGAUUUCUCAUCUGCUGAUCUGGAGAGACAUUAUGGCAGGUCGAGGACCGACCUCAGCCUCCGCUUUCAUGAAAAAGGGUACAUCAGUGACUACAUGACCCCGUCUGUCUAUGACGGUGAAAGUGACAAUGGCAUCCACAGCGAAAAAGGCCCCUCUCCCAGCCCCAUCUACGAUGGCAUCCACAGCGACUACGGAGCACCGGACUCGGACCAGCCCGACAGCCCCCAUUCCGAGAUCUCCUCCGGCUACAUCAAUGGAGACACCGCCGUGAGCGAGGGCUACACGGUAGACGCCUUCUUCAUCACGGAUGGAAGGUCGAGGAGAAAAGUCAUCAGCAGCCCCAGGACCAUACAGCGUCACACGUGCAACGAGUGUGGAAAGACGUACGCCACGUCCUCCAACCUGAGCCGGCACAAGCAGACCCACCGGAGUCUGGAGAGCAAGAUGGCCAAGAAGUGCCCCACCUGUGGGAAGGUGUACGUGUCCAUGCCCGCCAUGGCCAUGCAUCUGCUCACCCACGACCUCAAACACAAGUGUGACAUAUGUAGCAAGGCCUUCAGUAGACCUUGGCUGCUGCAGGGACACAUGCGGUCACACACCGGCGAGAAGCCAUUUGGAUGCGCACACUGCGGAAAGGCGUUCGCCGACCGCUCCAACCUCCGCGCUCACAUGCAGACGCACUCCGCCUUCAAGCACUACAAGUGUAAGAGAUGCAACAAGACCUUUGCUCUAAAGUCCUACCUUAACAAGCACUAUGAGUCCGCCUGCUUUAAGGGAGAGUUCUCACCUAUGAGCUCCAUUGACGAUUGACUUCUAUAGUACCCAUGAACACGUAAUGAAACUUCUUCCAAUGGUAUCCCUAUAUUAUUCCCUAGACAACCUGUUCCAUGGUGACAGCACAGGUCUUAUACCCUCCUGCAGAAAACAGCACCACUAAGGACAUGUUGGAUUACUCAUGUAGCCUAUACCCAAACGUUUGUUUCCAUUGGCUAUCCUCCCUUGAUUGUUAUAACAACAACAAUUUGUUCAAGUAUUAUGAGCUGAAAUAUCAUAUGUUUGCCAAACUCACAGGACAUUGAAAAUGUCUUAAUUUCUCUCAAAGGUCAAACCUUUUAAAGUAUUGGACAAUAUUGUACUGGUGUUAAUGGACACAAAAGUGUUCAAUGUUGAGGUAAACCUAUUUAUUUAUUCACUUAUUUAUGUAGGCCUAUCUAUUUAUUAAUUGAUUUAUUUAUUUUUACUUCAAGUUUGUUUAGAAUCUUCAUUUGCACUUGAAUUGACUUUUUGUUUUGCAAGCCUUCGUCGUGAAUAUGCCAAAGCAUUUGACACUUUCUAAAUAUCCUCUUCUUUUGUUUGCCACUUUAUAAACCUAUUGCAUGCAAAAAAAACCUAAAAACGAUAAUAAUGAAAUCUAUGCCAAUUUAAUGAAGCUUUGGAUUUUUGCCAAAAUCUAGAUAGCAUCCGGCGGCAAUAUUUCUUGGGAGUCUUAUCAUAAAAAACUAUAGAGCAAUAAUGCAUGGUAUUAGUAACGCGUAAUAAUAAUGACAUCAUCUUUCUAUCCAGUACUCUUAGUAGUCAUACACAUUGAAUAUCAGGGAAAAGCCAGUGAGUGUGGUAUUUAAUGGAUAAACCCAUGGGGUGGGAUAGGGAGCGGGUCCUUUUGUAAAUGGUAACGCAACUGCCUGCCACGUAUUUGUCGUAGUCUUAGAACGUAGGCUUCUGGUGCUAAUGGAAUAGUUCCAGAACAAUCCAGAACAUCUCACCACCAAAUCCGUGGAAUGAACGCCGAGGCCCAAACGUUGGUGGAGCUACCCCGUAUCACAUCUCUCACAGGUGGGCAAGUCUAGGGGUCCCUUCUGAGAUCCCUUGCACUGCACCAGGGCUCAAUAUGAUCAACACAAUAAGAUGACCUUACUCUAGCCAUGAUAAAGUCCAUUCAUCGUAUUAAAGCACUUCCUUAUACUACGAACGUUUCAACUUUUUAAAGAUAGUAGCACAAGUAUAGAUUCAGGUAGAAAGGCCUUGUAUUAGCUAUAGGCUAACCGCUGUUUUUGUACUAUGCUGAUCAAAGGAAAAUAACUGUUUAUUACAAGAUGCCUUGUACAUAACCCUUUGAUGAAUCUAAUAUUUCUACAAACUGUAAAGAAUCAAAUUAAUCUUAUUUCUGGAGUUAUUUUCCCUGGGAUUUUUAUGCCUAGUAUUUGAACUAUUUAAAAGCACAAUGGCAGCGGACAUUUUGUCUCACUUCAUAAUAAAGAAUGAAUAAAGACCUAACACAA
Salmo salar (Atlantic salmon) is the source of this 3061-nucleotide messenger RNA. RefSeq names its product transcriptional repressor scratch 1. Gene Ontology annotation, biological process: regulation of DNA-templated transcription. The record is from RefSeq and is a predicted model, not a curated record. NCBI's taxonomy places the organism in Eukaryota, Metazoa, Chordata, Actinopteri, Salmoniformes, Salmonidae. Gene Ontology annotation, molecular function: RNA polymerase II cis-regulatory region sequence-specific DNA binding; DNA-binding transcription factor activity, RNA polymerase II-specific.